This is a messenger RNA of Pomacea canaliculata, 4759 nucleotides long. Its product is annotated as fasciclin-1-like. NCBI's taxonomy places the organism in Eukaryota, Metazoa, Mollusca, Gastropoda, Architaenioglossa, Ampullariidae. The coding region runs from base 237 to 1976 and encodes 579 amino acids. The transcript has 14 exons. The record is from RefSeq and is a predicted model, not a curated record.
AAAGAUACUGAGGGGUCAUCUUUGCUUUCACUCACGGACUAUUUGUGUCAUCCUGUGCAAUGCCCAGGGCAUAUCUGUCGUCUUAACUUUACAGGCUUGUAAAUCAAGUUUGUUAGUCUUUCUGAGGAAAGAAAUAGCUUGGGCGUAUUCCAGGUCAUUCAGUCGCUUGACGCUCGCCCCAAGAGCUGUACACUGACCGACAUCGUACUGUAUCGGUGACAUAUGUUACCUGAGCAAUGCCUUCAGCGGUUUUGACAUUUUUUGUCUUCUUUCAUGGAUUUUUUAUCAUCUUGUGUGAUGGGCAGAGUAUAUCUGUUGCCAACAACAUUUACGAUUCUCUUCCUAAACUUGGAUGUAAUCAGUUUUUGGCCUUGAUAAAUAAAGCACAGUUAUCAUCAAGGUUCCAGUAUGCCCAAGAAAAUUAUUGGACUGUCAUUGUUUGGAAUGAUACUGCAUUUGAGAAUUUGCCACCUGCACGCAAAAGUGAGAUGCUGUCUAUGACAACAGCACAGAAUGAGGCCUACAUCACAGCAUUCACACUCACUAGAGUUUUGGAAACAACAACGUUCAGUGAGCAGCGACCAGAAAUGAGCAGAUCAGCAUACCAAACCAAAGUUUUCUUCAAUAUUCGUUCUCGACGCGAAGGGGAUGUUGCCAGUGGGACAGCUGGUCCCACAGAGUACUAUGCUAAUGGUGCCUUGAUCCUGAGACCAAAUAUUCCAGCAGGAAGAUCUAUGAUACAUGUUGUUGAUCGUGUCUUGGAACUCCCAAGCAAAUAUGGAGUUAAGGGGUUUAUCUCUCUACCAGGACAACCAGACACUGCAUUCUACGACAAUGUAGUGACGUUCUUGCCUGCUGAAUACUGGAAUGAUGUGGUGGAGCCAUUGAACAAUAAUCAGCGUGUCACAGUAUUCAUCCCUACUAAAGAGGCGAUAGAUCGCAUACCUACCGACAAGUUGCAGCAACUGCGAGGAUCUUCACAGCUCCUUCGUGAUGUGAUUAAGCGGCACAUUAUUGCAGACCAAAUAAUGUAUACAUCAUUUGUGUACCACAAUGAAGGUGUCAACACCUUGUAUGGACAACUCAUCUACAGAAUCAGCAGCGAGAGAGAGACAGUGUUUGUCAGCGGUGGAGCUGUUACAGCUCAGGUGGUCCAAGGCAAUAUCACUGCCAUGAAUGGUGUGGUGCAUUUCAUUGACACUUUACUGGGCUAUGUUUACAAUACUGCUUUAGACGAGAUCAGGCUAACUUCAUUUGCAACGACAUUUGAGAAUGUACUCAUCAAAUCUCGCAAUGACCUGCAGAAUGCUAUUGUACUGCCUAAUGGCAUCACUGUGUUUGUUCCUAUCAACCAAGCUUUCAGCAACUUGCCUACCAUGUAUAAUUUUCGUACAAACCAGUCUCUCAUCAAUAUGGUCAUGGAGCUGUGCAUGCUUCAACAAGGAAUGGAGUUUCAGCUUACAAGUGUUAAUGGAGAUUAUGAAGCAAGGCGAACUCUUCUGUCACGCUACUUUAACCGCCCUGUCAACGUUUACAGUCAGGGCAAUGAGACAUGGGUGGAAUCAGGAUACGUAAAGGCAAAGGUGGUGCGGCCUGACAUAGGAGUUACCAAUGGAUUCAUACACUUCAUUGAUGCAGUGCCAGGGCUACCAAGCAAAAGUAUUCCAGAUACCAUUUUCUGUGAAGACUGGUUAAUCAAAUCACAUAUGGAGCUACAAAUAACAGGGUUGGAUGUUUAUCUGAGUGAUCCACUGGCAAAGGCAGUUGUACCAUGUGCCUCCAGCACAGGUGUCAACAAGUAUCCCGCAUCCAGCCAGCAGCAAGCUGCCUCAGCACCUCCAAGCUGUGGUACAAUAGGAGAACGUUGUUCUUUUACUGUCUUCAUCCCCAAUGGGACAGCCAUUGACUUUUUUGAAAAUCAGACCUACGGUAAACAGAUACCAACAGAUGGCAGUGGGUGUUGCGUCGCCACAUGACAAGACAGAUCAUCUACAUAGACCAGACAGCACUGACACAAGAGAGGGAGUACACUGCAGACAAUGGAGAUGUUGUCCGGUACAAGCGUUCUACUGAUCGAUAUGCAUAUUUGUACUUCAGAGGAAAGCAAGCACGAAUUUUGCACUCUGAUCUGGGGGCCACAAAUGGUGUUGUUCACAUCAUUGAUCAAGUCAUCUUCACUGAAGAUGAUUUACCUCUUGAUUCUUUUUCCCCCUCAAGUCCCACAACUUCAGCAGUUCCUAAUUUAACAUUAAAUGUUAAUACAUCUGUAUCUCCCACUUUACCUCCUGUCCCCACCGGAGUUCCCUUGUUUGGAUUAUGUCCGCUCACUUCUGCAGGGGCACAGAUUUUUGCAUUAUGUCCACUCCCUAAUUUAGCUACCAAUUUCACUUUGAGUCCCCUCAAUUCUUCAUCUCUAAUGUUUGGACUAUGUCCUAUCUCUUCUGAAACUCCAAUGCUUGCAUUAUGUCCUCUCACUUCAAUUAACACAGCAUCAAGUCCUCUCCGUUUGACACAAAGUCUUACAUCAUCAGCUGCUUUGUUGAUAGCAAGUCCUCAUUUAUAUGUAGGAUAUAUUUUUGGACUUUAUUUGACCCACAUUCUGCAAGUUUUUACAUUUAAUAAAAUAAGUAAAUAAAAAAUCUUAUUUGCAAUAAUAUGUUUCCUAAGGUCUCAAGAUUUUGAUACAUAUUAAAAUACAAAAGCUUGAGAGGCACUGAUGAUCAGAUUUUUAAUAGCUUGAGAGAGUGCCCCUCACACUUUUAUCUGCCAAUCUGACUGAUGCGUCACAUUCUAUUUAUACAUGCUUUCAAAUUCUUAACACCUAGGUACACAUUACAUGAAAAGCACAGGGCGCACAAAAGCGAUGAGAGAAACUAUCUGCACAAUACUUUCACACCUGUGAUGUUCUAACCUGACCAGCACUCAAUGUGACAUGCAUAGGAACUUUAACUGCAAACAUUCACACACACUGUUCUGCAUACCAGGGUUUCUUGGUCUCCUAAGGGUGGCAUCUUUUGUUUUGUGGUUUUUAUUGCUUUACUUUUUCAAUACAAUAUAUAGGGGAAGGAAGUAUUGCAGUAUUUGUUAUCAACUUUUUUUUGUGUUCACUUUGCGAGUUUAUUCCCUUCUUGUAGGCUGAAUUAGUGGAGAUAACCUGAUAACCUGUAGUUAACUAGAACAGCAGUUACUUUUCUCCUCUAAUUUGGCCAGUAAGUUCUCAGACAAAAUUAAAUAAAAUUUUUUUUACUGCUUCUGGACUGCUGAAAAUGAUUUAUUAUUCUAUGGUCACCAGAAAUGAGUAACUGGUACAAAUUUAAUACCUUUAGGACGAGUAGUGGGUGAAAAAUUGAUUAGAAAAUUCCACCAACACUCAUACAUACAUGGUGAGUUAAAUAAGUGUCAAAAUAAUAAAAAGUAUGUAUCUUGCGAAGGGCGGUUUGAAGUCAAACAGAUGAAAUACUUCAGAUGGCUGUCCUUAAAAAUUUGAGCAUUUUAGUUGGCCUUAGUUCAUUACAUGAAAAAACAAUCUGAAUGGGUGAGACAGCAGUACAAGCAUUAAUCAGAUAAAUAAAACGGACAAGUUAUUGUACUUUGUGCAUUUUAGUCUGUUGAGAAGAUAUCUGAUGCCUAAAACUGUGGGAAAAGAUGUGACAUUGUAUUAUUUUAGGUUCUAUGGAUGUUAGGCCCAUUAUAUUUGUGCUUAUUUAAGCUGAUAUGUAAUUACCUUAAUAGUAUGAGUAAGGAAUUUUAUCAAGGCUAAAGAAAACACACUGCUCUCAAUGUUUAUGUAUAUCAUGUACUAUCUGAUAAUGUAUAUUAUUCAUGUAUACACCAUUUUUUAAUUUUGAACACAGAAUAAGCUUCCUACUUUUCUGACUACUAUUUUUCUUCCUAGAGCUGAUAUGCUUCCAAGUUGUAAUCCAUGGUUUAUGUUCUCUAGCUUCAUUCUCAUGACUUCAAUUAGUCACCAGAGAAAAAAAACGCAUUUCAGUGAUGGAAAUAAGGAACGAGUUUGCCUUUGUGUUGCUUAUGGCAAAGAAGAGAGUUAUUUCCUUAUAGAUCGACUCAUUUCUCUUCUUAUACCCCUUGCCAGAAACUCAUGCCAGUUUCACAUUUUUAAAAAUUAAUGUGCCCAUUAUAAAUCCUAUUCACAUUAGGCAAAUUUUCAAAUUAUGCAUGAUUUUCUUGGAACAAAUAAUAAUUAAAAAAGUUCGCUUGCAUAGCACCUUAUCCUGCCCUAUGGACAAUUUCAAAGUGCUUAACGAAUGACAAGGUAGUGUGACACAUCAAAAAUGGUUUAAGACAAAACAAAAUGACAAAAAAAUCCCUAAUGGAAGUAUCAUUUCCAUAUCAAAUUUGUCAAGAAUCAAACCUCUUUUUCUUUCUCUCUCACACACAAACAUAUACACACAGCCAAGGUUUCUCAUGAGUUAUGGAUGAAGAAUGUAUCUUCACUACAACUUUCCCCAAGAACAUUUUGGUAGUUAUUUAGCGACUCCACAAUUAAGUUGGAAUUUUGUCCACCAAUUUCAGUACAUUUUAAAUUUUGUUUUGAUGUCUUAUGCAGGAAUUUGAAUGAAAUUUCAUCUCACGCUGUCUUAAAAUUUGUUGUGCUCUCCAGUUUUGUUUCCUUUUGGGUUUUUUUCUGUGUAGGGGAUCUUACAUGUCUUUAACAACUUGGACCUCUUAAAAUGCUUUUAUUUUGCACUGAAUAAAUAUUUGGAAAGUAGGAAAAUAAAAAGGUGUUUGUUUGAUUGGA